UACAUACAUAACAGAAACAAUAAAAUGAACCACAUCUCAUCAGCAAAGAUUAGUUCUACAUUUUGUGUUGUUGAGGCUGCAGUAGGUAGAAAAAAAUGAAACAUUUUCUUUUAAUUUUAGUCAUUAUUCAUGUAAUUAAAAAAGUUCGUCCAUUUGAAGACACGAUUUGCGUUAUUUUAACACGAAAUUUCGUCGAACCACAAUCUUCAUGCAUAGAUCGAGUACAAAAUAUUUUCUACAAAAACUGUUUACAUGAAAUAUGGGACACCGAGUCUAAUUGCUUUUUUUUCAACUCUGGAAAAUUACAUCAAACUUCAGACUUUACCAAGUUAAGUGAUUGUGCAAAAAUGAAACAACACAAGCAGUGCAAAAUUCAACUCUGCUUUGAUAGUUGUGACGAGUGGUAUUUUUUGGAAGAAAGUGAGAAAAAUGCCACUUCUGGUUAUCUUCAAAGAAAUAUUUAUGUAAUGUUAAUCAAGAAAGUUUCUUUGGUAAAAUUUAUCAAAAUUUUUGAUGGGACAUUUAAUGUAGGGCAUAGUAUUGAAGAUGGUGCAUUUUUCAACAAAAAUAACAUUUAUGCAGCUAUUUCGCUUAAUCAAAAUAAUGUUUCUUUUUUUAAACCGUUGCGAUUGCUUGAAUUUGAUGUAAUACUUAGAGUUCCACAUAGUUUAGAUUUUGCAAAAACCGACUUUUUAAAUAUUGUGCUUUUCAAAGGUUUUGGUGAAAUAAGAAAAAAAUUUGCUUCUCAAGAUUCGAAACAAUUUGACAGUUUAGAAAAUUCGAUAAAAAAGUCUUUAGAAAAAUUUAUUGAACCAAUCGAUUUUUUCACACUUGAUUUUUGCUCUUCUUAUUCUGUGAACUAUUACCAAAACAAUGUUUGGAAUGACGCCACUUAUUCGGUCAAAUAUUGUGCAAGUUUUGCAAAAAGUGGUUCUAAGUGGUACCUUGUUGACGAUUAUUUCAAUUUAGAUAUUCUAAACUUUGAAAAUACUAACGUUUUUGUUAUAAAGUCAGAUUACCUAACUCAAAACUUUAGAGAAAUUACCAAUAGUCUUCCCAAAAUCGAAAAAAAAUACUUCAGAAAUGAAACAAAUUUGUUUAGUGCUAUUACACCUUAUUUGUUGCUAGUUUUUGAUUUGGCAAAAUUGGAAAUUAGCAGUUUGAUUAUUUUUAACAACACCAACAAUAUUUACACAAAAAUUUUGAGUGGUGAGGUGAAUGUUACAAAGAUCACUAGUCUUGAACACUUCGGUAGUGCAAUAGUGUUUAAUUAUAAUUUUACAGAAGAGAUUGGAGACUUGCUAAUUAUUGUAAAGGUUUUCAACAAAAGUGUUGAAAUAUUUUUCUCAAAAGAUUCCGUUGUUGUCGACGCUGUGGAACAAAGAAUUUGCAAAAAUUCAUCUGACGACGUCGUGAUUUUUUGUGACGUUUUACCAAAUAGUAUGUCUAAUUUAGCUGAAGUCAUUUUGUAUUGCACAAAUCUGGUGUUUUUAGCAUUGUCGAUACCGAGUCUUUGUGGUAUUGGUCUCACAGCAAUACUUUUUAAACAAUGGCGCCGAGAAACAGGAAACCAAAUUCUGCUAAAUUUCGGUUUUGCAUUAUCUGCUAAGCAUUUUUCAUCAUUCUGUUUUGAACAAGCGGUUGAUGUGCAAGCCUUAAAUGGGCCUUCCUGUUACAUUUUUGGGGUUUUAUACCAUUAUUUUCAGCUAGCGCACUUUUCUUGGAUGUUUGUUUGUGGAAUUCUGCAAUUUAAGAGACUUGUCAUAGUUUUUGGAGGAAUCGAUUAUCUGCUUCCGAAAGCCUGCCUUCUGGGUUGGCUUUCACCAGUCGUUCCCGUGGUACUUCUUCUAAUUUCCAAUUACAAAAAUUACGAAGAAUUGUGCAUUCCGAGAGAUUUUGGGCUUAUUUUUGCCAUUUGGGUUCCAGCAGCUAGCAUCAUAUUUUGCAAUGCCAUAAUUUUUUUAUACAUUUUUUAUCACCUUUUGUGCAAUAGGCCCCAAAUUCUUCAAAGCCAAGCCAGUGAUAUACGAGUUUCACGAUAUGUUUCACUUGCAAUUAUACUUAGUUUUAUGCUUGGUAUUAAUUGGGCGUUUGUUCUUGGAGAUAUUUUAUAUCCUGAAACUUUUUUCUUUCGCUUAUUUACCGUCAGUACCAGCCUCCAAGGUUUUGUUCUUUUUCUCUUUCUUAUUCCACUAAACACAAAAACGAGAAACAUGUAUCUUCAACUUUUCAAGAAAUGGUUUAGGUGUAAUUCACAAGUUUACAUAAUCAAUGAUACUUCAACUGAUUGUUUAUAAUUUUUCUUGUAUUCAAAAGUGUGUCUUUUCCUUCCAUAGGUAGAAGUUACUGCUUGAAACUUGUCCAACCAAAAACUUUAAAAGUAAAAAUUUCUUUUGAUAUCCCAAUUUCAGCCAUUAUAAAUUCAGAAGCAUGUUUUUCCGUUUCUAUGGAGGAGGUAAUUGGCCACUUUUCUUUCUGAAAUUAUGGUGGAAAACCUUAGUUUUUUGUUUAAGGUCCUAGGAAAUACACUUUAUUCACAAUCACAAAGUAAUAAUCAAAUUACCUUGCAUGUAAAAUGUUAGAAAGAAUAACAUUUCAAUUUCAUUUAACAAUUGAUAUGAAAUAUUAGGUCCAAGUGGUCAUUUCCUUACCAGCUGAUAUGUGAUAUGACAGUUCAGGUUGAGAAAUGACCACUUCUCAACCAGAAAACUGAUAAGGAAGUGACCACUUCCCCACCUGAACUGUCAUAUGCUCAUACAGGAUGUCCCAGCGAGUUGAAAAAGUUCAAUAGUGACAUUUAAGUGGUAGUAUAGGACAUUGAUAGAUACGAAUCUAGUUCAUGGCCUAAAAUUAUUUUCAACUAUACAGCGUGUCUCAAAAAUAAGUUACAAUAUAAUACAAAAACAAAGACGUCUAGAAAUA
Messenger RNA from Tribolium madens (black flour beetle), 2922 nucleotides. RefSeq lists its product as uncharacterized. Gene Ontology annotation, biological process: G protein-coupled receptor signaling pathway; cell surface receptor signaling pathway. The transcript is spliced from 2 exons. The coding region runs from base 96 to 2297 and encodes 733 amino acids. The record is from RefSeq and is a predicted model, not a curated record. Gene Ontology annotation, molecular function: G protein-coupled receptor activity. Gene Ontology annotation, cellular component: membrane. Lineage: Eukaryota; Metazoa; Arthropoda; Insecta; Coleoptera; Tenebrionidae.